AUGCUCUGGAACGAAGACGGUGUCGUUAAGGUGGUACAAGCUGACACAAAGCCGUUUUCCGUUGAGGCCAACGUGGUUGAAGCUUAUUUGUACCAUGGAGAUUUUGGACCACUCGAAAUUAGGAACGAGGAUGGAGGAACGUCCAACGCCAUAGUGUCAAGUGCACAGGUACUGAGUAAGGCAUGCUUGGACCCAUUAUCCGAAAUCGUAAGACCAUCGAUGAUCACAUUAGAUGGUCCACUGAAGUCUGAUGAACAAGUAAAUGAUGAGUGA
This is a messenger RNA of Linum trigynum, 273 nucleotides long. Lineage: Eukaryota; Viridiplantae; Streptophyta; Magnoliopsida; Malpighiales; Linaceae. The record is from the annotation of a GenBank genome assembly.